AUGCAUCCUCGCACAUCCUCUCUCCAACAACCUCCAGCUGCCGUUAUGAGCUAUUUCGACUUUCAGCCCGACGACUGCUCGGUGUCGCCGGUCAAGAAGGCCAAUCUUCGUCGCCUCGAUGCGUUCCACGACCGCCCUACCACUCCCUUCGAGGCUCCAGCCAAUGCAAACAUCUAUGUCAGACGUGCUCUUCCUCCUCUCCCAUCACCAGCAGCUCUUCCCGCUCUCCGCAACUGCUCAUCGUCAGAGUCCAUGGCUUCAUCAGGACCUGUGAGCCGACCAAGCACUGCCAUGUCCUGUAAACAGGACAAGUCUCUUCCUCCUCUCCCCUUCCGUCUCCAAAGAUCACCUUCGUUCGACUCGGAUGAGUCUGGCAAAGAGAACACAGCUGUUCUUCAGCAGGUCUCAAGGCCGCGUCAACACCGUGGCUACAGCUUCCGCAGUCUCUUGAACAGACACUCUGAGGAUGACCUCCCUUUGGCAUCCCCUAAGAGUGGCUACAGCGUUACCCGUGACUCACGUACGGACUCGGUCAUGGGAGACUACAACCUGUGCCAAGUCAAGACCAACGGAACCAUCUCUGCCACUAGCAGCAGACGUCCUUCAGCCCUCUCUCUUACCCACCUCAAGGCUGCCUCCAAGAAGAUCAAUGCCAGCGCUCCUCCAGUGCCCUCUCGUCCAUCAUCCCGCAAGGGCAGCACCAGCAACCACAACCAACACCGCUGGGGCACUCUCUUCCGCACCGUCGAGGACGACAAGGAGGACAUUCCCGCAAUGCCCAUCACCCCUGGUAUGAUGCCCGACUUGAGCUUCAACCGCUGCUACUACUUCUACGCCCGCAAUUGCAACGGCUACGUCCUCUCCGGAAGCUCCAGCGGUGACGCCUGCGAGAACUGCGCUCACUCUGGUUUCUUGGGCUCCCCUUGA
Aureobasidium vineae is the source of this 927-nucleotide messenger RNA. NCBI's taxonomy places the organism in Eukaryota, Fungi, Ascomycota, Dothideomycetes, Dothideales, Saccotheciaceae. The record is from the annotation of a GenBank genome assembly.